Xiphophorus couchianus (Monterrey platyfish) is the source of this 1465-nucleotide messenger RNA. RefSeq names its product L-selectin. NCBI's taxonomy places the organism in Eukaryota, Metazoa, Chordata, Actinopteri, Cyprinodontiformes, Poeciliidae. The transcript is spliced from 9 exons. The coding region runs from base 131 to 1219 and encodes 362 amino acids. The record is from RefSeq and is a predicted model, not a curated record.
CUUGUGAACCUCAUGCGUAUGAGGUUCUCUUUUUAACAUAAUUGGGAAAACAAAUGUUAUAAAUUAAGCAUUUUUGCAGUUUUUGAUGAUUUAUUACGUCAGCAGUUCUGGGUAAAGCUGCUCAUUGAAGAUGAAGUGGCUUCUGUUCAUCAUUCUUGGUUGGUCUUUUGCAGAGGCAACAUGGGGCUGGACGUACCACUACUCAAACAACACAAUGACCUGGUAUAAGGCUAGAAAAUGGUGCCAGGAACAUUUCACAGACAUGGUGGUUAUCCAGAAUCAGACAGAGAACGACUACAUUGUUUCCAUAUUGCCGAACAGAACCAAUAGUCCAUAUUACUGGAUUGGACUCACAAAAGAACACAUAAAUGAAACCUGGAAGUGGGUUGGUAACAACAGCACGUGGGUCGGAGAACAUUCAUGGGCAGAAAAUGAGCCAAACAACAAUCACAUCACCGAGUUUUGUGUUGAGAUCUACAUCAAUAGUGGACAGAACCGAGGGAAGUGGAAUGAUGAGAAGUGUGCUAAAAACAAAUCCCCAGUGUGCUACAAAGCUCAGUGUAAUGAUUCAUCGUGUGUGAAAGGCAGCUGCUGGGAGACUUUAAACAGCACAGCCUGCCUGUGUAGUGACGGCUAUGAGGGAGACAAGUGCCAAACAGUUGUGGAUUGCCCCCCUCUGUCUCAGCCUGAAAACGGAGACCUAAAAUGCUCACAAGGAGGGUGGGAAUUCAACACGACCUGUAGCUUUAAAUGCGAUCCAGGAUUCGCCAUAAACGGCUCAUAUAUGGUGACCUGCAAGGCCAACAGGACCUGGAGUGAUCUACAGUCAGUUUGUUCUGCUGUGCAAUGCCCCCCUCUGCCUCAGCCUUCUAAUGGGAACUUCAGUUGCUCCAAAGAAGGUCAGAUAUUUAACUCAACCUGCCACUUCAAAUGCCAUCUGGGCUUCUUUAUGAUUGGCUCAUCAGCUGUGACCUGUGCAGCUAAUGGCCACUGGACUGGACCGAGGCCUGUUUGUACAAGCUAUAAACAGGCGCUGCUGGCUGUUGCUGGGUGUGGAGCCUUGUGUUCAUUCUUUUGCAUCUGUUUCUGCUGCAUAAGGCACAGAAAAAAGAAGAAACGUGCUCAAGACAGACUUGUCCUUCAUAGGGAGCCUGAAGAUGCAACAAGUCCACCCAGUGAUGUAAAUGGAGGAACAAGCGGAAACACACUCACACCCUAACAAAAUAUGCAGAUAAUUAUUAUAGAAUACAGAUUUUUAUAUUUAUUUAUCACCUGACCAAUUUAUUUACUAUCUGUCUGUUGUCAAGUACUCUAUAAAAAUAAAGGUUGCAUAUCACAUGUCUAAUAGAUUAAAAUUUUGUAUAAAAUGAUCUAAAUGUCUUAAAAUACCCAACUUAAAUAACAAUUGAAUGAUAAUGUUGUAUACUUUUGUAUCUUUUAAAAAAAAUAAAUGUAGUUAUAUGGA